Molecule: messenger RNA, 1430 nt
Organism: Trematosphaeria pertusa
Lineage: Eukaryota; Fungi; Ascomycota; Dothideomycetes; Pleosporales; Trematosphaeriaceae
Product: carbohydrate esterase family 16 protein
Exons: 2
Coding region: 130-1308 (392 amino acids)
Molecular function (GO): hydrolase activity, acting on ester bonds
Source: RefSeq, a predicted model, not a curated record
GACUCGGAGCUGUAUAUCACCACCUCAGGCACGGCGACAGUGAACAUGCCCAAGCCGUCUUGCCACUUCCCUUUCAGCCCUUCAAGCCGUCAUUGUAUUUUUCUGGAAUAUCGAUAAUCCUCCGAAACGAUGUUUUUCCUAUCUGUCUUGCUCUUCCUCGUCUUCUUCCUAUCACUAUCCUCCGCCCAAUCGAACUCGAGCUGGCCCGGAUGGAACAGCAUAUCUAAUAUCUUUGCCUUCGGCGACUCCUACACCGCAACCUCCUUCCUCCCCAACGGCACGCAGCCCUCGCCCGCUAAUCCGCUGGGCAACCCUGCCUUCCCCGGCCGCACCUUCUCCAAUGGCCGCAACUGGAUCGACUUCCUGACGUACACGUACAACGACAGCCUCGUCUUCAGCUACAACAUGGCCAUGGGCGGCGCGAGCGUGGACUCCUUCGGCAUGCCGAAUCCCUUCCGGCCGUUCGACCAGCAAGUGCACAACUUCUUCCUGCCGAACUAUGCGCAGAAUGCGAGUGCAGGGGCAAAGAAGGCGCAGUGGGAAGCGAGCAACACGCUUUUCACGGCUUUCUUCGGCAUCAACGACGUGAAUACGUCGUUUAGGAUUGGUGCAGCGGACAUGACGGCCCUGCACACCCGCAUCUUCGCUACGUACGCCAAACUCGUCGAUGAGCUGUACGUAGCCGGCGCGCGCAACUUCGUCUUCAUGAACGUGCCGCCCGUGUUUCGCUCGCCGUUCAUCAAGUCGGGCGCCAUGUUCGGGGGCCAGGGAAACACGACGUCGGCCACGGCGGACAUGUUGGCCGAGCAGAGCAGGGUCGCGAUUGCAGAUUUCAACAUGCGGCUCCGUAACAUGGUGACGCGGUUCACGCAGCAGCGCACCGAUGCCACCGCCUUCUUCUUCGACACCUUCACCCUGUUCAACGACGUUCUUGACAACCCCGAAAGCAGACCCGAAACCGCAAACUACACCAACACCACGGGCUUCUGCACAACAUAUUCGGCGCGGACGUACGACGAAGACACGUUUAAUAGCGCCUGCGGCAUCCCGCAGAAACAGUACUUCUGGCUCGACGCCCUGCACCCCACGCCCCCGAUCCAUGACGCCAUGGCCGCGGAGCUCGCGGCACAGCUCCGCGAUGGCGAAUUCGUCGGCGCCAGUAAUGCCACGAGGCCGAACAUCGCCCCCUCUGCCGCGCCGUCAGCAUCGAGCAACCCCGAAAGUAACGCUGCGCAUCUACACCUUCCCUCCUGGACAAGCUGGGUCUGGACUGUGGCCGCGGUGUGGCUCGCGUCGGGCCUUCUUUGAAGCCGCUGGGAAGUGCUGGUCGUCGUCGAGAUUUGGAAUCCGAAGACGUUUUCGAACCAACACAAAAUAUGGCGAGACGAGACGAUAUGCAGCACUAUUCCCAUUACCGCAGAUGGCAGUCC